GGUCCGGUUCCAAGCCCGUGGCAUCCAUGCCCCUGUCCCGUCGGGAGCCGCCCUUGCCUGGCAGGCUGGCACCUGCCUUCCCCCUCCUGCUGCUGCUGGGCGCUGCCCGCGCGCUGCCCCGCCAGCCCGGGGACUCCCAGGAGGUGGUGCCGGUGCGGAUCCCAGACCCGCGGGGCGGAGAGCAGGUCUCCUUCUGCCUCUCCGCCUUCAGCCGGGACUUCGUGCUGCAGCUGGGGCCCGAUGCCCGCUUCCUCGCCCCCGGGCUGAAGAUCCAGCGCCUGGGCCGGCCGGGCCCGCGGGCGGAGGAAGACGAGGCGGGGCUGAGGAAAUGCUUCUACUCCGGGACCGUCAACUCGCAGCCCGGCUCGCUGGCGGCCGUCAGCCUGUGCCGGGGCAUCCGCGGCUCCUUCCUGGUGGACGGGGACGAGUACCUCGUCCAGCCCGCAGCCCGCAGGGGCGGCGAUCCCCUGCUGCAGCCGCACCGGCUCCAGAGGAGGCGGGCGCCCGAGCCUCCCGAGCCCGGGAGCGAGCUGCCCGUGAGGACCAGCCGCCGAGCCAAGCGCUUCGUGUCCGCGGCCCGCUUCGUGGAGACGCUGUUGGUGGCGGACGCGUCCAUGGUCCAGUUCUACGGGGAAGAGCUGAAGAACCACAUUCUGACCCUGAUAUCAGUGGCCGCUCGGAUCUACCAGCACCCUAGCCUAAAGAACUCCGUCAGCUUGGUGGUGGUGAAGGUGCUGGUUGUGGAGGAUGAGAAGGCCGGGCCGGAAGUGUCUGACAAUGGAGGGCUCACGCUGCGCAACUUUUGUAACUGGCAACAGAGCUUCAACCCCGCUAGUGACCGUCACCCAGAGCACUACGACACUGCUGUCCUGCUGACUAGACAGGACUUCUGUGGGCACCAGAGCUGCGACACUCUGGGCGUGGCUGACAUUGGCACCAUGUGCGACUCCAACAAAAGCUGCUCUGUGAUUGAAGAUGAGGGUCUCCAGGCUGCCUACACCCUGGCUCAUGAACUAGGACACGUGCUCAGCAUGCCCCAUGACGACUCCAAGACCUGUGAGAGGCUCUUUGGGCCCCUGGGAAAACAUCACAUGAUGGCUCCUUUCUUUGUCCACUUGAACAAGACCCUGCCCUGGUCCCCCUGCAGCGCCAUGUACCUCACUGAGUUUCUGGACGGGGGACAUGGUGACUGUCUGCUUGACGCGCCAGCCGAACCCAUUGUCCUCCCCACAGACCUUCCAGGCCAACUCGCCAUGUACGACCUGGACCGCCAGUGCCAGCAGAUCUUCGGCAAGGAGUUCCGGCACUGCCCAAACACAACGGACGAGGACAUCUGUGCACAGCUGUGGUGCAGAAUGGACACCAGGGAGCCCCUAUGUCACACCAAAAAUGGCAGCUUGCCGUGGGCAGAUGGUACGCCCUGUGGAGCGGGCAGGCUGUGCUGGGAUGGCAGCUGCGUGGCACAAGAUGCGAGGAAGCCCCAGGUAACAGAAUGGCUGAUGGGGAAAGAGAUGAUCUGUCUCAACCCGGAUUUCAGGCAAGUGAUUCAUUGCCCUUGGGUUGCUGUCGGGUCACAUUUCCCCUUCCUUUCAGGGAAGAGCUUUAGAGAGCAGCAGUGCGCAAAGUACAACAGCUACAACUUCACAGAUCUGGAUGGGAAUCUGCUGGAGUGGCUCCCCAAGUAUUCCGGGGUGUCCCCCCGGGACCGUUGCAAGCUCUUUUGCCGAGCCAGAGGGAGGAGCGAAUUCAAAGUAUUUGAGGCCAAAGUGAUCGAUGGGACGUUGUGUGGGCCAGAGACCCUCUCCAUCUGCGUCCAUGGGCAGUGCAUCAAGGCUGGCUGUGACCACGUGGUUGGCUCCUCCAAGAAGCUGGACAAGUGUGGGGUGUGCGGUGGCAAUGGGUCGACAUGCAGGAAAAUAUCUGGCUCGCUCAACAGAUCCAAGUAUGGAUAUAAUGACAUUGUCACGAUCCCUGCUGGAGCUACCAACAUUGACAUCAAACAACGCAGCCACCGAGGGGUCCGGCACGAUGGAAACUACCUGGCUUUGAGAACCCUGGAUGGCAAGUACCUCCUGAAUGGAGACUUUGCCAUUUCAGCCAUGGAGCAAGACCUCCUGGUGAAGGGGACAAUCCUGAAGUACAGCGGCUCUCUGACGACCCUGGAGCGGCUCCAGAGCUUCCGGCAGCUUCCGGAAUCUCUCACUGUCCAACUGCUGACCGUCUCCAGUGAGGUCUUCCCGCCCAAGGUGAAGUACACUUUCUUCCUCCCCAAGGACAUCCCCUUUAGCAAGCAGAAGGUCAAGGAAAAGAAAUCAGCCAACAUCAUCCAGCCCAUGCUGACCUCGCAGUGGGUUAUGGGAGACUGGUCCGAGUGCUCCAAAACCUGCGGCUCUGGCUGGCAGAGGCGAACGGUGGAAUGCCGGGAUGUGGAGGGCCAGGCCUCCACCACCUGCGACAAGGCUCUGAAGCCUGAGGACAUCAAGCCCUGCGGCGACCUCCCGUGCCCCAUUUGGCGCGUCGGCCCCUGGUCGCCGUGCUCCCGAACUUGCGGCGAGGGAGUGCGGACGCGGAGCGCCACCUGCAUUGACUAUGCAGGAAAGAUCGUAGCCCCUGAGAAAUGCAGCUCGCCCCCGCCCCAGGCAGCGACCGCCGCCUGCGUACUGCAAGAAUGCUGAGCCAGGGCAGGCCUAGUGCAUCGGAGACGCAUAACGUAGCCAACUACUAACCAGACCAGACCUGGCUUGGCAAGUCAAGCAGGGACGUAGGUUUAAAAGUGAACGUGCACUAAUUGACCUGAGCAGGCCCCCGGGGGCAGACCUGCUUGGAAGACUCGUUUCUGGUUCCAUCCCCCGCCAAUAGACAUCUACCUCAGAGGGGGCGGAAAAUAGUCCGGGGGAAGGGAGGAGUCCGGUGAUUUAUUUUUACUGGUCAAUAGCAGAUGAAUUUUAAUUUAAGGAGCGAGUAAUCCUAUUCUAGGCUAUUUCCCAAAAGGAUGACCUGAGUUUCAGCCAUGCCCACCCACUCUCCUUCAUUAUUUCCCAUAUGUGGCCUGAGAGACUCAUCUGCAGGGAGGCUGAGGGGUAGGAUAGCUGCACCCCCUGGCUUGAAGGGGUUUCCAUUACAUUCAGGGUUUACAAUUUGGUUCAAUGGC
Terrapene triunguis (Three-toed box turtle) is the source of this 3151-nucleotide messenger RNA. It is a transcript of the gene ADAMTS8, whose product is annotated as ADAM metallopeptidase with thrombospondin type 1 motif 8. The transcript has 8 exons. Gene Ontology annotation, molecular function: zinc ion binding; metalloendopeptidase activity. The record is from RefSeq and is a predicted model, not a curated record. Bases 27 to 2675 code for a protein of 882 amino acids. Gene Ontology annotation, biological process: extracellular matrix organization; proteolysis. Lineage: Eukaryota; Metazoa; Chordata; Testudines; Emydidae.